Tribolium madens (black flour beetle) is the source of this 3340-nucleotide messenger RNA. It is a transcript of the gene pain, whose product is annotated as transient receptor potential cation channel protein painless-like. Gene Ontology annotation, cellular component: membrane. Gene Ontology annotation, molecular function: monoatomic ion channel activity; protein binding. The transcript has 2 exons. Gene Ontology annotation, biological process: monoatomic ion transport; transmembrane transport. The record is from RefSeq and is a predicted model, not a curated record. NCBI's taxonomy places the organism in Eukaryota, Metazoa, Arthropoda, Insecta, Coleoptera, Tenebrionidae. The coding region runs from base 377 to 3115 and encodes 912 amino acids.
UAAAAAUCGACUGCUGUUCGGACUGUUCACUUCUCACUUGUUGCGAAGGUUUUGUAGUGUGACAACUGCGGAAAAUGUUUUGAAAUGUGAUUUUAAAACGUAAAUCAGGUGGUUUUCAUGAAGAAAAAAGUGACUUUAGCUGUGCUGUGAGCGAUCGUGUGUUCAAAUUUGGCGGAGAAAUGAGUGCUUCACCACCAUUCCCUAAUUGAUUACGGGGAAUAGCCAUCGAAUUAUCAAAUUUUAUCUUGGGUGUGCUAUCAUUUUGUUGCAUGUUUUUAGAACGAACUGUACUCAUUAUUGUGCUGAUCUAAUAAAACAAGUGGUUCAUUUAGAGAUCCGGUCCAGAGACCACCGCCUCUUGACACGUAGAUGAAACAUGAGUGGCACAAACAAGAAAAUGGAUUUGAUGCGGACCAACAGUAUUUGUCCACCACCUGAAACUGUUCUUCUAGAAAGCGUCAAGAAGAACGAUUUAGAAACUAUCACAACCAUAAUAAAGGCAAACGCGACCCUUUUGCAUCACCAAUACCCUUACACGUCCAAAACCAUCCUACCAGUAGCUUGUUCAGAACCUGAUGUUGCUCCAAUCACCGUCGAAACUUUGAUUAAUCUAGGAGCAGACGUCCAGGGCACUGCAGAAUGGAAACCUCUACACUUAGCAGCCGAAAAUCCCAACAUCUCGAUAUUAGAAGUUAUCAUCAAAUACCUCAAACCUGGCCAAAUCAACGAAAAAUUGGAAGGAAACACCGCGUUGCAUACCCUGAUCAAAGGAGAAGAAAUUCAGGAAAACGAAGAAAAUUUUUGUCGACAUGUGGAGCUUCUUUUGCGAUCUGGAAUCGAUGUUAACCAAGGUGAUGGCAAGAAUUUAUCGGCUAUUUUUUGGGCUGCCAAACGUGGUUACAAAAAAAUCAUAAAAGUUAUUCUUGAAAAAAGUGUGCUUCAUGUGGAUUUGGACACUUGCAAUUUGCGUAAUAAAACUGCAAGGGAUUUAAUAAUCGAAAAAAACUUGUACGAAGGGCCUUUACCGGAACGUAUGUUGUAUCAAGUGCCGAAAGACAAAAUUUUCGGGUUAAUCAAACAAGGAAAAGAAGACGAAUUUAUUUCCUAUUUUGAUACACUAUCUUUGAAUAAUCCCUCUGAUUUUGUUAAUUUAGAUGACGGUGUGCUAACACUUCUGCAAUACAGUUGCGAAAAGGGGUUGACAAAAAUAGUCAAAUAUCUCUUAGACAGGGGGGCCAACAUCAAUCUAGUCACAAAAAAUCAAAAGAAACCUAUAGAUAGUGUUGCAGAGAACGGUUAUUACGAAAUUUUUCAGUUGUUAUUAGACCACCCUGAUGUGGAAUUAACCACACAAACCCUUUGUUUCCUAUUGAAACAUUCCGACUGUUCAAAAAUUGAUAAAAUCGAUUAUGAAAAAUGUUGCAAAAUGUUGUUAACUAAAAUGGAGUCGAAUAAAUCUCUCAUUGAUAUCAACGACGUAGAUGAGUUAAAAAACACUCCUCUUCAUUAUUCGCUCCGGUAUUGUGACACAACAACUACACAAAAAUUACUCCAACUUGGGGCUUCUCUCGCUUGUAAAAAUCAUUUCGGAAUAAUGCCAAUCGAAGACAUCAAACCGGAAUUACUCGAAAAUCACCUCGAUGACUGUGUCAAAUUCAAUCUCAAGAACAAAAAUGACGAGAAAUGCGAUUUUGAAGUCGUUUUUGACUACCACACACUCCUACCCCCGAGGAAACCCAAAAGGCCCAAAUUUGAAGAGUUUGAUCCUGAAUUUUUGUCCCAAAACAGUGUUGAACCUGAAACUGAAGUCAUUGCUUACAUGAGUAAAGCUCCAGAAUUUCGAGCUUUACUCAAACACCCUCUUGUUGUAAGUUUCUUGUUUAUGAAAUGGCACCAAAUCCGCUUAUUGUUUUACACAAAUCUGUUGUUUUAUAUUUUAUUUGUGUUGUCUCUAGUUGUUUACAUUUUUACGUAUUAUGCCAAUUUCGACACAUCGGAUUGUUGUUUAACCUUCGGUAAAAUCUCAUGGGUUACGCUAAAUUUAACAUUUUGGAUUUUGGUCUUGCGUGAGCUUUUCCAAGUCGCAGUAUCAUCAAGGAAUUAUUUUCUGAAUUUCGAAAAUUUGGUUGAAAUUAUUUUAAUUGUGAUAACUGGGAUGAUUUUAUACAUUGACUCACCUACUAGCGAUACGAGGAGACAGUUGGCAUCAGUGGCAAUAUUAUUAGCUGCGUUUGAGUUGGUUUUAAUGGUUGGCCAACAUCCCAAAUUGUCGACCAAUGUUGUAAUGUUGAAAACGGUUUCGGUUAAUUUUUUCAAAUUGCUUUUGUGGUAUUCUUUGUUAAUCAUAGCGUUUGCUUUGAGUUUUUACAUUUUAUUUUCGAGAACAGAAGUGUCCCAAAGUGGGAACGGGACUGAGACGGGGGAUGAAGAUGAUGUUUUCAAGGGGCCCGGAAAGUCUCUUUUUAAAACGAUUGUUAUGUUGACCGGGGAGUUCGAUGCCGGAUCGAUCAAUUUCCAUACUUAUCCGGUCACUAGUAAGAUCAUUUUUUCACUUUUUGUCUUUAUGAUUACUAUUAUUUUGCUCAAUCUGUUGAAUGGUUUAGCUGUUAGUGACACACAAACGAUUAAAAACGAUGCAGAGUUGGUGGGUCAUAUCUCAAGGGCUCAACACAUUUAUUACGUGGAAAGUAUGUUACUUGGAAAUAUUUUACCAACAUCUUUCAUUCAUGCUGUGCAAAGACUGUUCUGUUGCUUUCCUUGUGAUUCCAGUUCGACGUACACGUUUUUUAAGCCUUUAGCUCGAAAAGUUUGUCUUUUUACACAUAAUUGCCAGUUAACUGUUUUACCUAACAAUUACGGGAAAAUAUUUUGUGAAUUUAAUUCCUCUGCUAAACAACGACCAGAUUCAUUUGUAGCUUGCGCACGAAAUUGUUCUGACACUUAUCUGGAUAAGAACACUGUCAAGAGGAUUAAUGAUAUUGUUAAAGCACGAAGAGAACGUGAAGAAUUUCCCACAGUUAGCAGUGUAGAGAAAUUAUAUGAAGAGAUGGCGAGUAUAAAAAUAAAACUCGAUAAAAUUUUGGGAAGUCUUUCAACAUAUAAAAAUGAUUUUUAGUUUAGUUUUGUUAUAUUUUAUUAUUGUUGCCAUAUUUUAUACAGUAAGGUGGAGGAGCUUUAGAUGUGUCCUGGAUUUCGAUCCAUAUUUUCAGUAUUUUAUGUUUUAUUAAUUUUGUUCGUUCUGUAAUAUUGUAAACUUUAGUGUCCUUGUUUUAUAAUUACGUAUUAUGUAUUUUAAUGUGAAUUUUAUACAUAAAUAAAUUAAUAAAAAAUAAUAAUAAAG